AUGGCGACAAUAAGCGACCUGUUCCUGCCGAGACUUGUCCUGCUUCUUCCUUUCUUCUUUGAUUGUACUGGUUCUAUCCUAUCUACCUGCAACCAGCCCGAGCCGGGUGUUGAUGAUUUCAGACCAGAUCACGAAAUCGACAAAAUCGGAUCGUCAGCCGCACAAACCAACUGUUUAUUUGAGGUGACCGUGGACGAUAACAAAAUCAAGCUGGAGAAGAGAGAAGAGCACAAUCUGCAGAGGAGACGAAGUUCGGAGACAAGCGGGUUGACACUCGAACGGCGCAAGAAGGUGAACGGUUCCAUCACAAGGGCUGGAAGCUCACAACCCACUCAGCAAGGAGCUUCAGCUGAGAAAAGGCGUCCCGAGGAAGAUGUCUGUGUACCAUCAAAUUCCAAAGCGUGUGGCUGUCUGGCGCGUGAUCGUAUCAACCUCAAGAACGCAAGUUGCCGAGGGAAGGAGGCACAAUCGCAUGCACGUUUUGCACACCCAGACUUGGGAGACGCAUCUAGACGAGACUUGUUUCAUCUUCACGCGCAUCGGACAGCUGGAUUGAAGUGCCAACUCGCGCUUGCCCUCUUUCUGCGAGCGAAUCACACGGGCGAUGACCAGGACCUUUGCGAUGUCAAUCGCAUGGUCUGGGGUGGCAGGUCACACAACUGGCUUGUUGAGAAAGAACCAUUUAGCAAACUUCCAAAAGUUCAACACCUUGAUAUCAAGUGUCAUCCCACAAGUUUUGCCACUGCCGAGGCGAUGUUCUGGGACACCCGAGUUAGUGCGAAACAUCAUGGCGAUGAUACUUGA
Filobasidium floriforme is the source of this 804-nucleotide messenger RNA. RefSeq lists its product as uncharacterized. The transcript has 4 exons. The record is from RefSeq and is a predicted model, not a curated record. Bases 1 to 804 code for a protein of 267 amino acids. NCBI's taxonomy places the organism in Eukaryota, Fungi, Basidiomycota, Tremellomycetes, Filobasidiales, Filobasidiaceae.